Daphnia pulicaria is the source of this 7788-nucleotide messenger RNA. It is a transcript of the gene zip, whose product is annotated as myosin heavy chain, non-muscle-like. The transcript is spliced from 13 exons. Gene Ontology annotation, cellular component: myosin complex. Gene Ontology annotation, molecular function: actin filament binding; cytoskeletal motor activity; ATP binding. Bases 351 to 6314 code for a protein of 1987 amino acids. Lineage: Eukaryota; Metazoa; Arthropoda; Branchiopoda; Diplostraca; Daphniidae. The record is from RefSeq and is a predicted model, not a curated record.
AACCGUCUUUCAUAUGACUCGGCAACGUUGCGCCCAACACACAGCAGAAAAUCGAGAGCUUGGGGUGUGUGUGGUGACUGACUAUAUAUUCGACUGUAGUACUUGUCAAAGUAGGAAAAAUUCGAGUGCCUUGUUGUACAAAAAAGAAGUUUGGGAGCUGUGAACUUGGCAGUUCUUUUGACAGCUCUGUCCCAAGUGUAGCCUAGAAUACCCGGCAUUCCAUUGUGGUGAGGAGGCUGCGCGUGUGGGACUGCUGACGGCCUCUGGGUUUUUUUUUUCGAAAAUCCCUCUUUCCACCCCUCGAUAUUUCCUGAUUUCUUUUCACCUCCAUCCCUUUUUGUACACACAAAAUGGCGGACGCCGACUCCCGCCUGGAUCGCAACGAUCCCGAUUUCAAAUACCUGGUUGUGGACCGAAAUGCCUUCAAUGACCCUACCACCCAGGCUGAGUGGACCCAGAAGAGACUCGUAUGGAUCCCCCACGACAACUUUGGAUUUGUCUCAGCUUCCAUCAAAGGAGAGAGAGGAGACGAGGUUGAAGUGGAGAUCAUGGAAACUGGCAAACGCUGCCAUGUACCAAAGGACGACUUGCAGAAGAUGAAUCCACCCAAGUUCGACAAGGUGGAAGACAUGGCCGAGCUGACCUGCCUCAAUGAGGCCUCAGUCCUCCACAACAUCAAGGAGAGAUAUUACUCUGGACUCAUUUACACAUACUCUGGCCUGUUUUGCGUGGUAGUCAACCCCUACAAGAGGCUGCCCAUCUACACGGAGAAGAUCAUUGAUUUGUACAAGGGCAAGAAGCGACACGAAGUGCCUCCGCACGUCUUCGCCAUCACCGAUUCGGCCUACAGGUCCAUGUUGCAAGAUCGUGAGGACCAGUCGAUUUUGUGCACGGGCGAAUCCGGUGCAGGAAAAACGGAGAAUACCAAGAAGGUGAUCCAGUAUUUGGCAUACGUGGCCGCCUCGAAACCCAAAACCACUGCCACCGCCCACAAGGACGUCACGGAAGCGUUUAAUAUCGGCGAACUGGAACAACAAUUACUUCAAGCCAAUCCAAUUCUGGAAGCUUUUGGUAACGCCAAAACUGUCAAGAACGACAAUUCAUCUCGUUUCGGCAAAUUUAUCCGGAUUAAUUUUGAUGCCUCCGGCUACAUUGCUGGUGCCAAUAUCGAGACUUACCUUUUGGAGAAAUCCCGUUCCAUUCGUCAAGCCAAAGAUGAACGCGCCUUCCACAUUUUCUAUCAGCUCCUGGCCGGCGCCAAUGCCGAGCAGCGAAAGGAAUUCAUUUUGGAGGACCCGAAAACUUAUUGUUUCCUGUCCAGUGGCAACCUCCCAGUGCCUGGAAUCGACGACUCGGCCGAAUUCCAGCAGACUUGCAAAUCCAUGGCCAUCAUGGGCCUCAGCCCCGAGGAUCUGUCUCCGCUCUUCCGCAUCGUCUCGGCCACCCUCCUCUUCGGCAACAUGAAGUUCAAACAGGAGCGCAAUUCCGACCAGGCCACUUUGCCCGACAACACGGUCGCCCAGAAGAUCGCCCACCUGCUGGGCAUGAACGUGACUGAGAUGACGAAGGCUUUCCUCAAGCCGCGCAUCAAAGUCGGCCGCGACUACGUCACCAAAGCUCAAACCAAGGAGCAAGUGGAAUUCGCCGUUGAGGCCAUCUCCAAGGCCUGCUACGAACGCAUGUUCCGCUGGCUGGUGACCCGCAUCAACCGCUCGCUGGACAGGACCAAGCGCCAGGGCGCCUCGUUCAUCGGCAUCCUCGACAUGGCCGGUUUCGAGAUCUUCGAGCUCAACUCGUUCGAGCAGCUGUGCAUCAACUACACCAACGAGAAGCUCCAGCAGCUCUUCAACCACACCAUGUUCAUCCUGGAGCAGGAGGAGUACCAGCGCGAAGGCAUCGAGUGGAAGUUUAUCGAUUUCGGGCUGGACUUGCAGCCGACCAUCGACUUGAUCGAGAAGCCCAUGGGCAUCAUGGCCCUGCUGGACGAGGAGUGCUGGUUCCCCAAGGCGACGGACAAGAGCUUCGUCGAGAAACUGCUCAACUCGCACGUCAGCCACCCCAAGUUUAUGAAGACGGACUUCCGUGGCGUGGCCGACUUUGCCGUCAUCCACUACGCCGGAAAGGUGGACUACUCGGCCGAGAAGUGGCUCAUGAAGAACAUGGACCCGCUCAACGAGAACAUCGUCGAGCUGCUCCAGCAGUCGCAGUACCCGUUCAUCGUCCAGAUCUGGAAGGACGCCGAGAUUGUCGGCAUGGCCCAGCAGGCCAUGACGGACACGACUUUCGGCUCCAGGACCCGCAAGGGUAUGUUCCGCACCGUCUCUCAGCUCUACAAGGAGCAGCUGACGAAGCUGAUGGCCACUCUGAGGAACACGAACCCCAACUUUGUCCGCUGCAUCAUUCCCAAUCACGAGAAGAGGGCCGGCAAGAUCGAGGCCACUCUGGUGCUGGAUCAGCUCCGCUGCAACGGUGUCCUCGAGGGCAUCCGCAUCUGUCGACAGGGAUUCCCCAACCGCAUCCCGUUCCAGGAGUUCCGCCAGCGCUACGAGCUCCUGACUCCCAACGUCAUCCCCAAGGGAUUCAUGGACGGCAAAAAGGCCUGCGAGAAGAUGAUCCUCUCGCUCGAGCUGGACCCCAACCUCUACCGCAUUGGUCAGUCCAAGAUCUUCUUCCGCGCCGGAGUGCUGGCCCAUCUGGAAGAGGAGCGUGACUUUAAGAUCACGGAUUUGAUUGUCAACUUCCAGGCCUACUGCCGAGGCAGCCUGGCCCGUCGCAACUUCCAGAAACGCGUCCAGCAAUUGAACGCGAUCCGCAUCAUCCAGCGCAACUGCGCCGCCUACCUCAAGCUGCGCAACUGGCAGUGGUGGCGUCUCUACACCAAGGUGAAGCCGCUCCUGCAGGUGACAAAACAGGAGGAGAAGCUGACGCAGAAGGAGGACGAGCUGAGGCAGGUGCGCGACAAGCUGGACGGCCAGAUCAAGACGGCCCAGGAGAUGGAGCGCCGCUACCAGCAGAUCAUUGAGGAGAAGAACAUUUUGGCCGAGCAGCUGCAGGCCGAAACGGAAUUGUGCGCCGAAGCCGAGGAGAUGCGCGCCCGUCUGGCCGCCCGCAAACAGGAGCUGGAGGACAUCCUCCACGACAUGGAGGCCCGCAUCGAGGAGGAGGAGGAGCGCUGCCACAAGCUGAUGGAAGAAAAGAAGAAGGUCCAACUGACGGUCCAGGAUCUGGAGGAGCAGCUGGAAGAGGAGGAAGCUGCCCGUCAGAAGCUACAGGUCGACAAGAUCCACGUUGAAGCCCGCCAGAAGAAACUGGAGGAAGACUUGGCCGUCGCCGAGGACUUCCAGCAAAAGUUCAUGAAGGAGAAGAAGCUGUUUGAGGAGCGGACGGCCGACCUGUCGCAGGCCCUGGCCGAGGAGGAAGAAAAGGCCAAACAUUUGGGCAAACUUAAGGCCAAACACGAGACGACCAUCGGCGACCUGGAAGAGCGACUCAUCAAGGAGCAGCAGGCCCGCCAGGAGUUUGAGCGAUCCAAGCGCAAGCUGGACACUGAACUGACGGACAUUCGCGACCAGCUCACCGAGAAGAAGACGUACAUCGAAGAGAUCCAGAUCCAGCUGUCUCGCCGCGAGGAGGAGCUCACCCACGCCAUGAUGAAGGUGGACGAGGAGGCGGCCAACCGGGCCGUUGCCCAGAAAGCCCUGCGCGAACUGGAGGCUCAGCUGGGCGAGUUGGGCGAAGAUUUGGAGGCGGAAAAGGUUGCCCGCGCCAAGGCCGAGAAGCAAAAGCGCGACUUGAACGAGGAGCUGGAAGCUUUGAAGAACGAGCUCCUGGAUUCCCUGGACACGACGGCCGCCCAGCAGGAAUUGCGCACCAAGCGCGAGCAGGAACUGGCGGCCCUGAAAAAGGCCCUGGAAGACGACACGGCCUCGCACGAGCUCCAGGCCCAGGAGAUGCGCCACAAGCACAGCGAGGAAACGUCCAAGAUCCACGAGCAGCUGGACACGGUCAAGAAGAGCAAAAUGGCGCUGGAGAAGGCCAAGGCCACCCUGGAAGCCGAAAACGCCGACAUGGCCAACGAGAUCAAGACCCUGACGGCCAGCAAAACGGACGGCGAGCGCCGCCGCAAGCAACUCGAGUCGCAGUUCUCUGAGCUGCAGGCCCGUCUGGCCGAGGCGGAGCGCGGGCGCGGCGAAGGAUCGGAGCGCCUCGUCCGUCUGCAGACGGAGAUCGAGACCAUCACCGUCCAGCUGGUGGACGCCGAGUCCAAGUUGACGAUCGCCAUCAAGUCGCAGACGACGAUCGAGCAGCAGCUGAUCGAAGUCCAGGCACUUUUGGAGGAGGAGACCCGCCAGAAAUUGGCGCUGAGUUCCAGAUUGCGCCAGGCCGACUCUGAGCGCGAGUCGCUGCAGAACCAACUCGAGGACGAGGAGGAGUCCAAGCGCCAAUUGGAGAAGCAGAUUUCCAGCCUCAACAUUCAGCUGAUUGAGGUGAAGAAGAAGGCGGAAGAGGAAGGCGAAGCUGCCUUCCAACUGGACGAGCUCAAGAAGAAAUCCAUCAAGGACAUUGACGCCCUGCAGAGGCACAUUGAAGAGUUGCAGGCUAACCUGGACAAGCUGGACAAGUCCCGCAAGAAGCUCGGGUCGGAAUUGGAAGACACGACGGUGGAAUUGGAAUCGCAGCGGACCAAGGUGCUGGAUUUGGAGAAGAAACAGCGCAACUUCGACAAGGUGCUCAUGGAGGAGAAGACCAUCUCGGAGCGUUACGCCAUCGAACGCGACAACGCCGAGCGUGACGCCCGUGAGAAAGAGACCAAGGUCCUUUCACUCAACCGCGAACUGGAGGAAGCCCUGGCCAAGAUCGACGAGCUGGAGAGGAUCCGCCGCCAGUUGCAGGGUGAGCUGGACGACCUUGCCAACACGCAAGGAACGGCCGACAAGAACGUGCACGAGCUGGAACGAGCCAAGCGAGCCCUCGAGUCUCAGCUGGCCGAGCAAAAGACCCAGAUUGAGGAGCUGGAGGACGAGCUGCAGUUGACUGAAGAUGCCAAACUGCGUCUGGAGGUGAACAUGCAGGCCCUCAAGGCCCAGUUUGAGCGGGACCUUCAAGCCCGCGAGGAGCAGAGCGAGGAGAAGCGACGCACCCUGGUCAAGCAGCUGCGCGACCUGGAAGCCGAGCUGGAAGACGAGCGGAAGCAGCGAGCCGUGGCCGUGGCUGCCCGCAAGAAGAUGGAGGGUGACAUGCGCGACCUGGAGGCCCAUCUGGAGAUGGCCAACAAGCUCAAGGAGGAUGCGCUCAAGCAGCUCAAGAAACUCCAAGUCCAGGUGAAGGAGUUCCAGCGCGACGCCGAGGAGGCCCGUGCCGGACGCGACGAGUUGGUCACCCAGCUCAAGGACGGCGAGAAGAAGAUCAAAUCGCUCGAGGCUGAGCUGUUGCAGAUGCACGAGGAGCUGGCGGCGGCCGAAAGGGCCCGUCGCACGGCCGAAGGCGACCGCGACGAGCUCCAGGAGGAGUUGGCCACCAUCAACAGCCGCGGAACGCUCAUGGCCGACGAGAAGCGCCGCUUGGAGGCUCGCAUCCAGUCGCUCGAGGAGGAGCUGGAAGAGGAGCAGUCCAACGGCGAAGUCCUGCUGGAUCGCAACCGCAAGGCCCAGCUGAGCUUCGAGCAGUUGACGACCGAGUUGACGUCUGAGCGCUCCGUCUCGCACAAGAUCGAAAACCAGCGGGCCCUACUCGAGAAGCAGAACAAGGAGCUCAAGUCCAAAUUGACUGAAUUGGAGACCUCGACCAGGACCCGGACCAAGGCCACCAUCACGGCCCUCGAGGCCAAAGUGGCCAACCUGGAGGAGCAGUUGGAGAACGAAGCCAAGGAGAGAAUGUUGCAGUCGAAGAACAACCGCAAAUUGGAGAAACGCUUGAAAGAGUUGCUGCUCCAGUUGGAGGAUGAACGCCGGCACGCCGAUCAGUACAAGGAACAAGUGGAGAAAUCCACCAGCCGAGUCAAGGCUCUUAAGCGCCAACUGGACGAGGCCGAGGAGGAGGUGAGCCGCGAAAAGGCUCAGCGACGCAAAGCCCAGCGCGACUUUGAGGACGCCCUCGAGUCGCAGGAGAGUAUCUCUCGCGAACUGACGACGCUCAAGAGCAAGAUGCGCCGAGGACCGUCGGUCGCCUCCUCUUCCAGCGUCCUGGUCACAACCAUCCGCACCACCAAACGUGGUUCUGUCUCUCAGGAAGGGAUCACUACUAACGAGUCGUACAUGAUUGGCGAUGCUGAAUCCACUUUGGAAACCGACGGAGAAGAUUCCACCAAGCAAUAAGAAAAGAAAAAUCGUAUAUUUUUUUUCCAUGUUCUGCUUCUUCUUCUUCAUCUUCUGCCUCUCCCCCCUUCAUAUUCGACCGUGAAAAAACUUAAAAGAACUGGAAUCCGGCCAUCUCCCAUUAUGAUAUAAUCCCCCCCGCUUAUAUACGAUUCCCCCCCCCUCCAUCUUGAAUUAUAUUCCAAAAAAAGAGAGUGAAUGAAAAAGAAAAAAUUUACAAAAAAAAAAUCAACUAAUUAAAAAAAAUGUUAACGGGUGGUUUAUUUUUCGUGCAUCCUCCACUUUGACGAAUCAAUUAUUUUUUGGGGUUAAUUUUUUGUAAUAAUCUUCCUUGGAAUUAACACACGAAAAAAAAGUUAAAAAAAAAUUCUAAUGUAUACCAUUGGGUCGAAUUCAUCGAAGAGUUAACAAAACAACGCACGGUGUGGCCUUACGUUUAUUUUUAUUGAUUUUUUUUUCUUUUGAAAUUAGCGGAGGAACAUUUUUGAAAGGAAAAGAUUAAAGGAAAUUAAUUCUGUUGUUUCUCGCUGACGGUGUGAAAUUCAAGACCAACGAAGUAGAACGACGAGACGAUUCAUAAUGAUAAUAAAGAUUAAUGCGCGAAAUGUCGUGAAAUCGAAAACGAAAAAAAUCCAGUUGACUUAUUACAUAAUAAGCUCCGAGUGUUUCCAGCUGCCAAAAUGUAUUCUUUAUCUUUUUUUUCUCCCUCAUCAUUAUUCUUCCACUUGUCUCUUUCUCCCCCCCCCCAUAUUUGCAUACGACAUGCGAUUCAAUUGUUUAUUCCCCUCUUUUUUUAAGAAAUUUUUUUCGUUUGUUUACACUUGUGCUAAUUAAUGAAAAGCCUCCAUUUAAAUUUUUUUAUUAUUUUCAAUUCUUGGCCACGAUAACGAACAAGCUGAUGCGGCAUUAAUGAAAAAAAAAACAAAUUUAGAAGGGAAAGUGGGUGGAUUGAUUGGACAAGAAAAUGAAAUAAUUUUUGUUUGAUUUUCUAUUCCUCGAUUCGUCCGUUUAUCUCACCAUAUAUUAAUUGUGUUUUAUUCGUGUGUGGAAUCAUAUAAUUUUUAAUGCCCUUUUUUUUAACCAUUAUCCUCAUCUUCCGCGCGCGCGUCCGUCUUUUAUUUUUCGUUUAUUUUUGCCCCCGUUUGGCUUGGCUCUUUUUUUUUCACAAAUUUUGAAAAAACAAAAGUUUUUAUGAAAUUUUUAUUUCUUCAAGUUCCACUCAACUCUGAUUUUGGUUUGCUUCUAAUUAGUUUGGUUUAUUUAGAUAAGCAAGAGAGAUAUUUAGCACAAAAGAAAAGGUAAAAAGAAAAAAAAAAAAUAAUAUCGUGAUCGAUUUCAUUCCUUUCUAUUUCUCUCCUUUUGCUCCUCCUCGUCUCUGUCUCCUGAAAAUAAAAAAAAGCAAAAAUUUAGUAAAAUCGAAAAACCAAAACAAUGAUGGAUGGAACAAUAAUAAUAUCAUGGAUUUAAAACAAAA